AUGGCAAGCAAGGAGGCCUCGGAGACGCUGAUACCAAAGGCGAGGGUCCAGUGGUGGAUAUGCACGUUUUGUGCCUGUUUUGCGAUGAGCUCCAUCGUCACGACUUGUCAGGGCGACGAAAUUGUAUACUCUAAAUACGAGAUAGAAUUUUCACAGGGCACGCCUUCGUUGUAUAGCUACGAGAUCGACAAGGAAACCUUUCGGUUCAUAGCAGGCGGAGCUCGUGUGCCUAAGAUUUCGAAUAAUGAGAUAGGCAGCCAGAAGAAUGAAAUCGAGAAAUCGAUCUACGAGUCCCAAAACAUGACUACAAGCAUCAAGAGUGAUAUUUCAGAGGCCGCUUUGGCGAAAAUUGAAGAUAUAAAAUGCAAAAUGAUGAAGAGUACCGUUGAGGAUGCUCAGAGCUAUCUCAAGGACAUCCCCGAAGUAAUUGGGGGGUGA
Molecule: messenger RNA, 438 nt
Organism: Daldinia caldariorum
Lineage: Eukaryota; Fungi; Ascomycota; Sordariomycetes; Xylariales; Hypoxylaceae
Exons: 2
Coding region: 1-438 (145 amino acids)
Source: RefSeq, a predicted model, not a curated record